Enhydra lutris kenyoni (northern sea otter) is the source of this 802-nucleotide messenger RNA. Its product is annotated as prostaglandin D2 synthase. Gene Ontology annotation, molecular function: small molecule binding. Lineage: Eukaryota; Metazoa; Chordata; Mammalia; Carnivora; Mustelidae. The record is from RefSeq and is a predicted model, not a curated record. Bases 77 to 652 code for a protein of 191 amino acids. The transcript is spliced from 7 exons.
CUCCUCCUGCCACCUUCCUCCCUCUGCCUGCGCGGCUGGAAUCACAGGCCCUGGUCACACACUCAGCUCCAGGACAAUGGCUGCUCUGCACACGCUGCGGAUGGGACUGGUCCUGCUGGGGGUCCUGGGAGUCCUGCAGACGCGGGCUCAGCCCCAGGUCUCCCUGCAGCCCAACUUCCAACAGGACAAGUUCCUGGGGCGCUGGUUCACCUCGGGCCUCGCCUCCAACUCGAGCUGGUUCCGGGAGAAGAAGAGCGCGCUGUCCAUGUGCGUGUCCGUGGUGGCCCCGACUGCAGACGGAGGCCUCAACCUCACCUCCACCUUCCUCAGGAAAGAGCAGUGUGAGACGCGGACUCUGCUGCUGCGGCCGGCAGGACCCCGGGGCUGCUACAGCUACACCAGCCCGCACUGGGGCAGCACCCACGACGUGUGGGUGGUGACGACAGACUAUGACGAGUUUGCGCUACUCUACACCGCGGGCACCAAAGGUCUGGGCCGGGACUUCCACAUGGCCACUCUCUACAGCCGCACCCAGACCCCAAGGGCCGAGAUAAAGGAGAAAUUUAGCACCUUUGCCAAGACCCAGGGCUUCACAGAGGACACCAUUGUCUUCCUGCCACAGACCGAUAAAUGCAUGGAGGAGCACAAGUAGGUGACCCCGGCCCUCAGGACCUGGUCAUCCUGCCCUGCUCUGCUCUCUCCUCCAAGACCCCUGAGCUCCCAGCCCUGGCUCCUCCCUGCCCCCACCUGUGCCUCCUCAGGCUUCCUCCUGGCUCUGAGAAUAAACUCCAGAAGCAAAUCA